AUGUCUGCUAGUCCAUUUCCACGCCAACAUGCUCCGAAUAAGGAUAAACAGGUGGUUUCACAAUUUGCAGCUCAAUUAAAAAUGGAGACUGAAAAGGCGCGUACAAUUUCAGCUUCUAAACUUAGAAACGAUUUGGCCACAAGAAUGAACCUUAUCGACACACAAAUGGCUGCUCUACCUAAAGCCACUGCUAUAGAACGAGUUCUGUACCGUGCAAGAAGUAAAACACUUCCACCAGUACCAAAAGAUUUAUGA
Molecule: messenger RNA, 255 nt
Organism: Rotaria sp. Silwood1
Lineage: Eukaryota; Metazoa; Rotifera; Eurotatoria; Philodinida; Philodinidae
Source: the annotation of a GenBank genome assembly